Messenger RNA from Merops nubicus (carmine bee-eater), 732 nucleotides. RefSeq names its product filamin-B. NCBI's taxonomy places the organism in Eukaryota, Metazoa, Chordata, Aves, Coraciiformes, Meropidae. Gene Ontology annotation, molecular function: actin filament binding. The annotation marks the transcript as partial. The transcript is spliced from 4 exons. The record is from RefSeq and is a predicted model, not a curated record. Gene Ontology annotation, biological process: actin cytoskeleton organization.
GGGCCCGGCCUGGACACCGGCACCACCGGACUGCAGUCGGAGUUUUUCAUUAACACGACCAAGGCUGGUCCAGGUACCCUCUCUGUUACUAUUGAAGGGCCAUCAAAGGUGAAAAUGGACUGCCAGGAAACUCCAGAAGGUUACAAAGUCAUGUACACACCCAUGGCUCCAGGAAACUAUUUAAUUGGAAUUAAAUAUGGUGGACCUAACCACAUAGUGGGCAGCCCCUUCAAGGCAAAGGUUACAGGACAGCGACUGGUUAGCCCAAGCAGUGCCAACGAAACUUCUUCCAUCCUGGUAGAAUCAGUGACAAGGUCAUCAACUGAAACUUGCUAUAGUGCCAUUCCCAAGUCCACCUCGGAUGCUAGCAAAGUGGUUUCCCGGGGAGCAGGACUCUCAAAGGCUUUUGUGGGUCAGAAAAGUGCCUUCUCCGUGGACUGCAGCAAAGCAGGUUCAAAUAUGUUGUUAGUUGGCGUCCAUGGACCCACAAUACCAUGCGAAGAGGUAUCCAUCAAGCAUCUGGGCAGCCAUCAGUACAAUGUGACAUAUAUGGUCAAGGAAAGGGGUGACUACGUUCUGGCAGUGAAAUGGGGUGACGAGCACAUCCCCGGGAGCCCCUUCCACAUCACCGUGCCUUAAACUCGCCGCACGUCAGAGCCGACUUUUGGGUUUGCAGUUCAGACAUAGAGUUAAACUGGGUGUAGUCCUCUUGCAAAAUGCAGUCUCUAGAUA